Messenger RNA from Gigantopelta aegis, 3383 nucleotides. RefSeq names its product protein phosphatase 1 regulatory subunit 7-like. The transcript is spliced from 12 exons. Lineage: Eukaryota; Metazoa; Mollusca; Gastropoda; Neomphalida; Peltospiridae. The coding region runs from base 94 to 1323 and encodes 409 amino acids. Gene Ontology annotation, molecular function: protein binding. The record is from RefSeq and is a predicted model, not a curated record.
GAAAUUUACGCACAGUUAACUCCCUUGGAAAAAUGACUUCCUAGCAGCAUGUGCAACUGAUAUGAAUUGAACCCGUGGAGUGGACUUGACAGCAUGGAAACAUUAUUGACACCAGAAUUUGUAGAACGCCGGAUUUCCACUCUCCCGACCCUCAUUGAAGGAUGGGGUGUGAAGCAUUCAACACAUUACUAUCAGCUCGAUCUCAAGAUGUGCAGAGUGAAAACACUGGCCUACAGCUUCGAAUGGGGCAAAGAAAUCGUGCCACAACCUCGUCUUGUGUCAGUCCUGGAAAUGCCAUCAAGAAUAUUGCGCAUGGACCUUGGUCUCAAUGAGUUAGUUAGUUUGUCACAUGAUGGUCUUCUUCCAUUCAGAAAUCUCAGAUCACUUGAUGCUUCACUGAACCAGAUUAGCAGUUUCCAGGGUAUUGAAGUUUUAAGACAUCUGUAUUCGUUGAAUCUGUCUCACAACUUCAUCAAGCGUGUCGAUGGAUUAGCUAACAGCAUAGCACUGGUGGAACUCAACCUCAGCAUGAACGAGAUAGAGGAUAUUUCUGCCAUGCCUAGCUUGAUUAAUCUUCGUGUUCUGAACAUCAGCAAUAACAAAUUGAUGAGUCUUGAGGGCAUUUCUGCACUGUCUAAACUAGAAGAGCUUUAUGUCCAGCGUAAUAAGCUGUAUGACAUUGUUCCAGUUACCAGUUUGUUUCACAUUCGUGUACUGAAUGCAGCAGAUAACAACAUUAUGAAUUUUGACGAUGUGCUGAGAGUUCUCCAGAAAGUCAAGUGGCUGCAGGUUCUCUGUCUGCAUGGAAACCCAAUUGACAGAGAGCGACAUUAUGAAGCUGAUAUACUGCGAGCCUCAAAUGUUAUGACUCUUGACAACGUGUCAGUACGUCCACUGCCAAAGAAAAGUAUUGACAACAGGAGGCACACAGACAAUAUUCUCACACUGAAAGAUGCCGCCAAGCAAGCUUUUGAAGAAAGGAUGAAGGUUUCAAGAAAUGAAAUGGAAGAAAAUGUCAACUUUUUGCAGAGAAGAAUUUUGUCACUGCAAGAUGAACAUAAAGAUUUUGAGCAGAAGAUGAGAAAUGACUUGGAAGUGUGUUCAAGGUAUCUUGAUUCGCUGACAUCAGGAGAGAUUGGCUAUGUGGAGAAAAAUGCACUACGAUUUCCUCCUGGAACUCCAAUACCUUGGGAUAUGCAAAGUCUUGCACCAAGUCGGGCAGAAGGAAAAAAGGAUUACAGCAAUGUAAAAGACACAGAUGAGCUACUGACAUGUGCUUAUAUGGAACUGGCAAGAGACAAAGACAACCUUGGACAUAUUUAGGACAUUCUCCGAAAAUAUUUACUUACUAGCCUUAUCACUAAAUCACCAAAAGUCAAUUAAAAUUAGUUUUAUGGUUUACUCACAGGUCACCAAAAUGGAUGACUUACGGCAAUAUGUGAGGAAAAACUAAUAACAAGACUGACAGAUGUGAUCUUUCACAAAAUGUUUUUUGUUUCCAGAUCAUUUUAUUAUAAUCUUCCAUUCUGUGAUAACAAUAUGUUGUUAGUGAUAAUGUUUAGUGAUUAUUGGUGAUAAUAUUCAGUGAUUAUUGGUGAUAAUGUUUAGUGAUUAUUGGUGAUAAUGUUUAGUGAUUAUUGGUGGUAAUGUUUAGUGAUUAUUGGUGAUAAUAUUCAGUGAUUAUUGGUGGUAAUGUUUAGUGAUUAUUGGUGGUAAUGUUUAGUGAUUAUUGGUGAUAAUGUUUCAGUGAUUAUUGGUGAUAAUGUUUAGUGAUUAUUGGUAAUAAUAUUCAGUGAUUAUUGGUGAUAAUGUUGAGUGAUUAUUGGUGAUAAUGUUUAGUGAUUAUUGGUGAUAAUAUUCAGUGAUUAUUGGUGAUAAUGUUUAGUGAUUAUUGGUGAUAAUAUUCAGUGAUUAUUGGUGAUAAUAUUCAGUGAUUAUUGGUGAUAAUAUUCAGUGAUUAUUGGUGAUAAUGUUUAGUGAUUAUUGGUGAUAAUAUUCAGUGAUUAUUGGUGAUAAUAUUCAGUGAUUAUUGGUGAUAAUAUUCAGUGAUUAUUGGUGAUAAUGUUCAGUGAUUAUUAGUGGUAAUGUUUAGUGAUUAUUGGUGAUAAUGUUUAGUGAUUACAAAUGUUGCAUCUGAUUUAUAUGUUCAAACAGAUGUAUGAAUGAUACGAAGAAUUAUAUUAUUUAAUAAUUUAGGACAGGUAUAUUUUUAGAGCAUUUGCACCAGUUGUAAGGAACACUAGAGUGCUGCAAAAGCCUUAAUGUAGUCUCAACACAUGUUUUAUCUAUUUACCAAAUAUACUUGACAGGCCUGCAAGUGCCUUUUUAAGUCGCACCUGAUUUGUAUGUUCAGAACUGAAACUAUUUAUUAGCAUGGCCAUUUUGGUUUGAGAAACGGUGCACAUAUUAACCAGCUUUAUUAUUUUAGUUUACGAAGGUUAGUUUUUUUUUUAUCAGGGCUCACACUGGAACAAAUUUUGUUCAGCCAAUAUAUAGAGUAUUUCCUUGAAAGUAAUUAAAAUGUGGUCAAUUUAUUAGUCCGGUACGAAUUUGUCAUUUGUCAAGCUUUGACAGUGACAAACUUAAUAUUGAUGGUAAUUUUUUAGUUGAAGCAGUUUGAUGCAGUUUGUUUUAAAACACUUGCAGCAUGCAUGUGCUUAUAAACUCUUGCUAGAACGUCUUCGUGUUUGCCUGGAAAGUUUCACAUGUUUGUUAAUAGAUUCGAGCAAAGCCACUAAGCCAAUGUUUUCCAGAUGCCUCAAACAACCAACACAUCUUUUAACCCAAAAAUUUACUCUUCUAAACUGAACAGUGGACAAAUAAUCUAGUGCCAUUGUGUUUUUUUUUUUAAUGUAAGUUGUACGGUCCUGCAGGAAGUGGACAUUAUUUACAUCGGUUGAUUAGAUCGGUCGUGCGAUAUGCGCAUGCUCCGAAUUAGUUGUCUGUCUAUAUUUAACAAUUGUCCUUAGGUUUAGCUUUUGUUGCUGUUCUGACGAAGGUCAAUUGAGCAAUAAAAAUUAAAUAGAAAUAUAUAAUAUUUGUUUUGAAAUAACUAAAGUACACAUUAUUCAAUACAUUUAUUAGGAGCUUUAUACAUGUAAUUAUAAUUUAUUUCAGUUUUGAAUGUGAGUGAAAUUCGUUGUCAUCUCAUAGGCCACAUGCCAUAGCUGUGACCAGACCUGUCAACCUUUAGUCAAGAGAAAGCAGGAGGUGUGUGUUGAAAAAGCAAGAGAUUUUGUAAAAAAGCAGGAGAUCUUUUAAAUUAACACAAUUUAACCCACAAUCCCAAGAUUUAAAAAAAUAUAUAUAUAUUACAAUAAGUUAUAUGAACACUACAUAAUGUCAUAUAUACUUGUUAACCUUAGAUCUUGGCAUUUAAAAAA